Molecule: messenger RNA, 1829 nt
Organism: Neltuma alba
Lineage: Eukaryota; Viridiplantae; Streptophyta; Magnoliopsida; Fabales; Fabaceae
Product: tubby-like protein 8
Exons: 10
Coding region: 263-1498 (411 amino acids)
Source: RefSeq, a predicted model, not a curated record
GACGGUUCCUAUUGAGAGACGGGCUGUGCGGGGGGAUUCAGAAGUGUUUGCCGCUCAAACUUCCAGAAAAAGACAAAGGUGAGGCAAAUCUCCCAUAUCACCAAAUCCCAGAAACGUUUAAGCCUUCAUUGAAUGAAUCUAUGCACCCUGACUCAACUUCAGAAGUUUGAAUCCCUGCAAUGUCAACUCUUCUCAGAUACUGAAGCUUUUCCAACUAAAUCCCAUAAAGUUUGAUCAUUUGAAUCAUUUCUUUGGCACCCAGAUGAUGGAUGGUUGCAAAAAAUCCUCCACACCGGGCCAGUCAUACAAUUCUCUCUAUGUCAAUCCCCUCACUGAGCUCAGGCAUGGCCGUAGCUGUAGCCACGACUAUGGCCGUUUAGCUAACAAAGGUGACGACUUUGAAGAUUUCGCUCACCGAAGCACGAGAAUCUUGACGGAUAACAAAGAGAAUGCGACGCCUAACAAGAAAGAAACUGUAGCUUCUUCUGGUGAUGACAAGGAAAACGCAGUGCCCAAAAAGUUCUCGAAUUCUAGGUCUCUGUCCACUGAUAGGAUCUUGAAGCCUACUUCGCUUCAGUUCUGCAUGCAAAUGAAUGAUUCUGAAAAAGCUUUUGGGUCUAAGAUAUGGGAUCGUUUUGAUUUGGAGAAUUCGAGCUCUCUGAAUGCUUGGGACUUUUCCGAUUCUGAGGCAGCUCCAGCUUCAUCGUGGUCAACUCUGCCAAAUAAGUCUUUGGUCUGUAGACCAUUGCCCGCUGAUGUUGGAAGAUGUACAUGUGUUAUUGUGAAGGAAGCAUCGCCAGAAGGACUAUCUGGAGGCACAUUGUUUUCUCUUUAUACCUAUGAAGGCAAAGGACGGCAGAAUAGGAAACUGGCUGUGGCUUACCAUAAGAGGCGAAAUGGGAGGUCUCAAUUCACCAUAGCUCAGAAUGUAAAAGGACUUUUGUCCAGUUCAGAUGAUAGUUUUCUUGGAACAGUGAUAGCCAACUUCAUGGGUUCAAAAUACCACAUAUGGGAUCAGGGAUAUCGUCAUGAUUGCUGGGGUAAACAGCCAAAACCACCUCUUGCUGUUGUGGCAUUCAUCCCAACUAUAGCAACAUGUACAGGAAGUUACAGAGGCAUGAGGGCAUAUGUACCCAAACAUCAAUCUAUGUCACUGAAGAACACAAGUCAGGUACAACAUAUCAAAGGACUGCCAACAGAUUGGGAGGAAAAGCUGGACAAAGUGCAUCAACUAUACUCAAGAGUGCCAAUUUACAACAAGAUUUCAAAGCAGUUUGAACUGGACUUCAGAGAUAAAGGAAGACCAGGACUUCAGAUCCAGGCAUCAGUUAAAAAUUUCCAGCUCACUUUGGAGGAGAAUGGGAAGCAAACAAUUCUGCAGUUAGGCAGGGUGGCAAAAUCAAAGUUUGUUUUGGAUUACAGAUAUCCCUUGACAGGUUACCAAGCAUUCUGCAUAUGCUUAGCUUCCAUUGAUACAAAGCUUUGCUGCUCAGUGUAGCCGGCCCGCAACGCCAUCACUUUUGUUCAACCUCUGAACACAAAAAUGGUUUUUUUUUUUGGUUGUGCUUUCAAGUUGAAAGUUAGGAAGUUAAGAAAUGGCUUAUGGGUUUCUUAGAGUUCAAAAUGUCUAUCAGUUUCUACUUCAGGAACUUCGAAAUUAAGCAACUUCAUGCAUAAAAUCUUUGUGCUCAGUGAUCAGAUUAUUUCUUUCAAGAGUUAUGCAGAGUUGGUUGCCAUUAUCUCUAGAUCUGAAUGGUCCUCUCAAUUAGACUCUGAAGAUAUUCUUUUGAGAAGAUAUGAUCUAUAUAUAGAUCUACAUUCUCUUUUGU